Exaiptasia diaphana is the source of this 261-nucleotide messenger RNA. RefSeq names its product NADH-cytochrome b5 reductase 3. The transcript is spliced from 4 exons. Bases 1 to 261 code for a protein of 86 amino acids. The record is from RefSeq and is a predicted model, not a curated record. Gene Ontology annotation, cellular component: mitochondrion. Gene Ontology annotation, molecular function: FAD binding; oxidoreductase activity. NCBI's taxonomy places the organism in Eukaryota, Metazoa, Cnidaria, Anthozoa, Actiniaria, Aiptasiidae.
AUGACCAAGAAACCUGUCCUGGUUGCUGCUGGAUGUGUUGCCGUUGCUGCUGUGGGCCUAGCCGCCUACUUCAUCUUCAGGAAGAAGAAAAAGUUGAUAGCUCUUGAUCCUCAGACUAAAAUACCAUUCAAGCUUAUUGACAAAGAGAUUGUCAGCCAUGACACUAGAAGGUUCAGGUUUGCUCUCCAGUCACCUGAACAUACUCUUGGGCUCCCUGUGGGUAACCAUAUGUACCUGUCGGCAAUGAUUGAUGGUGGAUGA